Molecule: messenger RNA, 6877 nt
Organism: Phascolarctos cinereus (koala)
Lineage: Eukaryota; Metazoa; Chordata; Mammalia; Diprotodontia; Phascolarctidae
Source: RefSeq, a predicted model, not a curated record
AGCAGCAGCAGCGGCAGCGGCGGCAAGAGAAGGAGGAGAAGCAGCAGCAGCAGCAGCUCGUGCAAUGACUGCCGCAUAUUAAUAGCUGACGAUUUUGUGUGGGCGCUGCUGCUGGAGACAUAACCUUACUCUGAAGUUGGGCAACUGACUAGGAAAUACAUUUUUUUUCUUUGCUCCUUUUCCCUUCUCCCUCUUGGUGUGUAUAUCAGUAAGGAAACAAAAAGGAAGAAAAGCCUCCCCCCUCCCUCCCUUCCCCCCUGGUGGAGGUGGCUAUGUAGCAGAACAAGAAGAGGGGGAAGGAGACACUUUUUUUUCCCCUUAUCCUUGCCUGGGUUCUCCACCCUUCUGCUACCCGCUUUCGAGCUUCGAUUAUUAUUUUUGUUUUAGGGGGAGGAGGUUGUCUUUACUGUGGCAGGUCCAUCUUUUCCCCCUGGGUUCCAUGGCUGGAUUGUGGGAGCAGCUCCUGGCUACAGGCUGUUGAGCAACUGAUGGGACUAUCUCAGGAACCGGAGGUUACAAAAGGCAGUCUUUAUUGGUGGAGAUGGAUGAGAUCUCAGAUAUUUGAUGAAGUAUUGAAGAUUUUUGAGGUACAUGCACAUGCUAAAGAAAUGUUGAUUGCUGUGAUCUGCAAAAAAAAAAUAUGGAUUUUUAGCAACUGAAGAGCAAGUCAAGGUCUUGGAUUCUGGAUAUUUGUGUUUUUAUUUUUAAACAUUUUUUUGAGGGAGGCUUUUUUUUCUUUUCUUUUUUUAAAAUUCUCCUCCCUUUAAAGUAGAGCCAUCUACUUCUUGGAGUACUGAAGAGGGAACAAAAGGACAUUUAUUUCAUUUCACUUUUGAAGCACUCAUCACUGAGCAACCUUCAAGCCACAGUACUCAGCCAUGUGGUCAUCACAGCUGCUAUUCUUCAUGACGCUCUUUGCACCAAUCGUUCAUGCUUUCAGUCGUGCCCCAAUUCCAAUGGCUGUGGUCCGAAGGGAACUAUCCUGUGAAAGCUACCCAAUAGAACUUCGAUGUCCUGGAACAGAUGUUAUCAUGAUUGAAAGUGCCAACUAUGGUAGGACUGAUGAUAAAAUCUGUGACUCUGAUCCUGCUCAGAUGGAGAAUAUCCGGUGUUAUCUACCAGAUGCCUAUAAGAUUAUGUCUCAAAGAUGCAAUAACCGAACACAGUGUGCUGUGGUAGCAGGCCCUGAUGUGUUUCCAGACCCAUGUCCAGGAACCUACAAAUAUCUUGAAGUGCAGUAUGAAUGUGUCCCUUACAAAGUGGAACAAAAAGUUUUUCUUUGUCCUGGACUGCUCAAAGGCGUAUACCAGAGUGAGCAUUUGUUUGAGUCUGACCACCAGUCUGGGGCAUGGUGCAAGGACCCCCUUCAGGCUUCAGACAAGAUUUAUUACAUGCCCUGGACUCCUUACAGAACGGACACCCUCACGGAGUACUCAUCCAAGGAUGAUUUUAUUGCUGGAAGGCCAACCACAACUUACAAGCUCCCUCACCGAGUAGAUGGCACAGGAUUUGUAGUCUAUGAUGGAGCUUUGUUCUUCAACAAGGAGCGCACAAGAAAUAUAGUUAAGUUUGACUUGCGGACUAGGAUAAAGAGUGGGGAGGCCAUCAUAGCUAAUGCCAAUUACCAUGAUACAUCCCCUUACCGGUGGGGAGGAAAAUCUGACAUAGACCUGGCAGUAGAUGAGAAUGGGCUAUGGGUCAUCUAUGCAACAGAACAGAACAAUGGUAAAAUUGUCAUUAGCCAAUUGAACCCUUAUACUUUAAGGAUUGAAGGGACAUGGGAUACAGCCUAUGAUAAAAGGUCAGCUUCCAACGCUUUUAUGAUUUGUGGGAUUUUGUAUGUGGUCAAAUCUGUAUAUGAAGAUGAUGACAAUGAAGCUACAGGGAAUAAGAUAGACUAUAUUUACAACACUGACCAAAGUAAAGAUAGUUUGGUGGAUGUACCCUUUCCAAAUUCAUACCAGUACAUAGCCGCUGUGGAUUAUAACCCUCGAGACAAUCUACUUUAUGUGUGGAACAAUUACCAUGUUGUGAAGUAUUCUUUGGAUUUUGGACCUCUGGAUAGCAGAUCAGGGCAGGCACAUCAUGGUCAAGUUUCAUACAUUGCUCCACCCGUUCACCUGGACUCGGAGUUAGAAAGACCCCCUUCUAAAGAAAUCUCCACCACAGGGCCACUUGGCUUGGGAAGCACUACCACCACCACCAGUACAACCUUGAGGAUCACCACAGGAAGCCCAGGAAGGAGUACCACCACAUCAGUGCCAGGGAGAAGGAACAGAAGCACCAGUACCCCAUCCCCAGCAGCAGCAGCACCAGAUGAAAUCACCACCCACCUUCCACCUGCUUCCUCUCAGCUCCCAGCUCUGGAAGAGAGCUGUGAUGCUGUGGAAGCUCGGGAAAUCAUGUGGUUUAAAACCCGUCAAGGACAGAUGGCAAAGCAGCCAUGCCCUGCGGGGACAGUAGGUGUGUCUACCUUCCUCUGUUUGGCCCCUGAUGGAAUUUGGGAUCCUCAAGGACCAGAUCUCAGCAACUGUUCUUCUACUUGGGUCAAUCACAUAACACAGAAGUUGAAGUCUGGUGAGACAGCUGCUAACAUAGCCAGGGAGCUUGCUGAGCAGACCAGAAAUCAGUUGAAUGCUGGGGAUAUCACCUACUCAGUUCGUGCAAUGGAUCAACUGGUAGGCUUGCUGGAUGUUCAGCUCCGAAAUCUGACUCCUGGUGGAAAAGACAGUGCUGCACGUAGUUUAAACAAGCUUCAGAAAAGAGAGCGCUCUUGCAGAGCCUAUGUCCAGGCAAUGGUUGAGACAGUUAACAACCUGCUCCAGCCACAGGCUUUGAAUGCAUGGCGGGACCUCACAACAAGUGAUCAGCUACGUGCAGCCACCAUGUUACUUGACACUGUGGAGGAAAGUGCUUUUGUGUUGGCCGAUAACCUUUUGAAGACAGACAUAGUCAGGGAAAACACAAACAAUAUUCAAUUGGAAGUUGCAAGGCUGAGUACAGAAGGGAAUUUAGAAGAUCUAAAAUUUCCAGAAAAUAUGGGCCAUGGAAGUACUAUUCAGCUUUCUGCAAAUACCCUGAAACAAAAUGGCCGAAAUGGAGAGAUCAGAGUGGCUUUUGUCCUGUAUAACAACUUGGGUCCUUAUUUGUCCACGGAGAAUGCCAGUAUGAAGUUGGGAACAGAGGCCAUGUCCACCAAUCAUUCUGUCAUCGUCAAUUCCCCUGUUAUUACAGCAGCAAUAAACAAAGAGUUCAGUAAUAAAGUUUAUUUGGCUGAUCCAGUAGUGUUUACUGUUAAGCAUAUCAAGCAAUCUGAGGAAAAUUUCAACCCUAACUGUUCAUUCUGGAGCUACUCCAAGCGUACAAUGACAGGCUAUUGGUCAACACAGGGCUGUCGCCUCCUGACAACAAAUAAGACGCACACUACAUGCUCUUGUAAUCACCUAACCAACUUUGCUGUGUUGAUGGCCCAUGUGGAAGUUAAGCAUAGUGAUGCAGUCCAUGACCUUCUUCUGGAUGUGAUUACAUGGGUUGGAAUUCUCCUGUCCCUUGUUUGCCUCCUGAUCUGCAUCUUCACCUUCUGCUUUUUCCGUGGCCUUCAGAGUGACCGUAACACCAUCCAUAAAAAUCUCUGUAUCAGCCUCUUUGUAGCUGAGCUGCUCUUUUUGAUUGGCAUCAAUCGAACUGACCAACCAAUUGCCUGUGCAGUCUUUGCUGCCCUCUUACAUUUCUUCUUCUUGGCUGCCUUCACUUGGAUGUUCCUGGAAGGAGUACAGCUUUAUAUCAUGUUGGUGGAGGUUUUUGAGAGUGAACAUUCACGCAGAAAAUACUUCUAUUUGGUUGGCUACGGGAUGCCAGCACUCAUCGUCGCUGUGUCAGCAGCUGUAGACUACCGGAGUUAUGGGACAGACAAAGUAUGUUGGCUCCGGCUUGACACCUACUUCAUUUGGAGCUUUAUAGGACCAGCGACCUUGAUAAUUAUGCUUAAUGUAAUCUUCCUUGGGAUUGCUUUAUAUAAGAUGUUUCAUCAUACUGCCAUUUUGAAACCUGAAUCCGGCUGUCUUGAUAAUAUCAACUAUGAGGAUAACAGACCCUUCAUCAAGUCAUGGGUUAUAGGUGCAAUAGCUCUUCUCUGCCUGUUAGGACUGACCUGGGCCUUUGGACUUAUGUAUAUUAAUGAAAGCACAGUCAUCAUGGCGUAUCUCUUCACCAUUUUCAAUUCUCUACAGGGAAUGUUUAUAUUCAUUUUCCAUUGUGUUCUUCAGAAAAAGGUACGUAAAGAAUAUGGGAAAUGUCUACGCACACAUUGCUGUAGUGGCAAAAGUACAGAGAGUUCCAUUGGCUCAGGGAAAACAUCUGGUUCUCGAACUCCUGGACGCUAUUCCACAGGCUCACAGAGCCGGAUUCGAAGGAUGUGGAAUGACACAGUUCGAAAGCAGUCUGAGUCUUCCUUUAUUACCGGAGAUAUAAACAGUUCAGCAUCACUCAACAGAGAGCCCUACAGAGAGACAAAGGGGCUUCUGAACAAUGCCAGGGAUACAAGUGUCAUGGAUACUCUACCACUGAAUGGUAACCACGGCAAUAACUACAGCAUUGCCAGCAGCGAGUACUUGAGCAACUGUGUGCAAAUCAUUGACCGUGGCUACAAUCAUAAUGAGACAGCCCUAGAGAAAAAAAUCCUGAAGGAACUCACUUCCAACUAUAUCCCUUCUUAUCUGAACAACCAUGAGCGCUCUAGUGAGCAGAAUAGGAACCUGAUGAACAAACUGGUGAAUAACCUUGGCAGUGGGAGUGAAGAUGAUGCCAUUGUCCUUGAUGAUGCCACCUCCUUCAACCAUGAGGAGAGUCUGGGCCUGGAACUCAUUCAUGAAGAGUCUGAUGCCCCUUUGCUGCCCCCAAGAGUUUAUUCCACAGAGAACCACCAGCCACAUCAUUACACCAGAAGGCGGAUCCCACAAGACAACAGUGAGAGCUUUUUCCCCUUGCUAACCAAUGAGCACACAGAAGACCUCCAGUCACCCAACAGGGAUUCUCUCUAUACCAGUAUGCCCGCACUGGCUGCUAUGCCAGGCACAGAAAGCGUUACCACCAGCACCCAGACCGAUCCCCCGCCAGCCAAAAGUGGUGAUGCUGAUGAUGUUUACUACAAAAGUAUGCCAAAUCUAGGCUCCAGAAACCACGUCCAUCAGCUGCACACUUACUACCAACUAGGGCGAGGAAGCAGUGAUGGAUUUAUAGUUCCUCCAAACAAAGACGGGUCCUCCCCAGAGGGGAGUUCCAAGGGACCUGCUCACUUGGUCACUAGUCUAUAGAAGAGUAAGCAAAAAUUUAAGCCAACAAAAUCCCUAACACCUGGUUUACUGUUCCGAGUUAAUAUAAGCAGUGGUAAUAUUGUGUGUACUCCUAAAUCUUUAUGCUGUUCUAAAGGGAAAACAAAUGGACAAAAAUCAAAAACAAGAAACAAAAACUUUCAGACUUUUUUUUUUUACUGGAAUUUUUAGGCCAGCCCAGGGGAGAAUGAUAACUGCUGAAAUUCCCCUCUCCCCCUCUCUCUUGUCCUUCCCCCCUCAGAGACUUCAUUAUGUUAAUGAACGGGAUAUGAAGAAAAUGGCACUCUUUGUGGCCUUCUUGAAUUAAUGCUGUGUUUGUUUAAACAUCUCUGAUGCUCUGUUACUAUUCUAAUAUGGACCUAAUUUUAAAAAGGCCAGAACACGCAUCUGAAAUUAGUAACAGUAACGCAUCUAGAUUGGAGUGCUGCACAAACAAACAUAACAAAGCAAAACUGUUUAUUAUCAAUCUGUAUCACCUAAUGGUUUUUGGUCACUCAUAACUUGAUUUUACCACAGCAGACUUAGCUGUGGGGUAAAACAAAAUAAAAUCCUAAUGAAAUGGAAGGGAAUUCUAGAAUUAUAUGCUAAAUGCAUAUUUUAUGUUUUGCUGUAUUAACUGAUGAUAAAACUAAUGGCAGAAAAAUUGAACAGUUUCUAUGUAAUGUACAGAUACUAGCAUUGCACAUAUAGUCUGCUUUCCGUUCCUCCAGAACUUGCGUCCCUGUUAAUGUAGUGGAAAACAAAAAAACAAAAAACAAACAAAAACAAAAAAACAAAAAAAAGAACUUUCUGUUGUGCUGGUCUUGCAAGUUUGUCUUACCAGUAGGAGCAAGAUUUUCAUUAGUUUUUUGGGGGCCAUUUUUUUUCUUAAUAUUUCACUGGGCAAAAUAAAUAAACAAGAACUAUCACUUUAUAAGGAUCAUUUUCUAGUAAUACAAACACAAAUUAUUUUUUACAAAAAAAAAAUUGGAUCUUCUUCCCUCACUCUGUAUCUUUAUUCGGUGGCUAUAUUGCAAACAGGACUUUUGCAGAUUAGAGCAGGACAAACUUUAUGUUUACAAUGCACAGCUGAUAUAAUACAAAGCCAAUUGGGCAAGAAGUCCCUCACCAAGGCAGUAGGAAUGGAUCAAGAAGUUGAGAGGUAUCUAUAGAAACAGUGAGGACUUUUUGCAUGUGAAAAUGAUAAUCUUCUAGGACUAAGGGCACUCCUGGUUCAUUCUUGGCUCCUAGAUGAGGAACUUGUAUUGCAGUUGGUUAAAAGAAAUAUAUUCGCCCAUACUACAAAUUGAAAAAUCCAAUUAUUUUGAUGCGACUAAAAAGAAAAUCCUCUUUUCAUUACUUUCCCAAAGAGGGAAAAAGUUAUUUAUUUGACAGGAUUUUAAGUAAUGUAGGAUUUCAGGAGGUAAAUUAGCAGCACAGAUUAUAAUUUUUUUUAAUUUAUGAUCCAUUUUGUAUGGUCUCAAAGUUGAAUGACCUCAUUACUAAUAUUUGUUGUAAAAGUGAAACUUGUUUGCCAACCAAUAAACAACUGAUUAAGAUUUAGAAGA